Molecule: messenger RNA, 1620 nt
Organism: Arthroderma uncinatum
Lineage: Eukaryota; Fungi; Ascomycota; Eurotiomycetes; Onygenales; Arthrodermataceae
Exons: 3
Coding region: 1-1620 (539 amino acids)
Source: RefSeq, a predicted model, not a curated record
AUGGCCAUCUCUCUGGACGAGAUCGAAGUUCACACGCCAUCUUCCUUCCAAGCCGGGCGUAUGCCCAAAUGCACCACCCGCGCACACCCCGUUCCGCAGGACACUUCCUUCGCUGCACCACACACACUUGCCUUCCCCCAGCCCACUGCUCCGCGAACCCAGCUGAAUCCCCUUCCCCCGAGGCCGUCAGUGGCGGCCGACCCCCCUCUCCCUAGAUCCGGACUCCUUCUCUCCACACCUCCCCAGCACCCAUUGCCCCCCAAGCCCCAGCCCCCGACGAUGUCCACAUCCGGGCCCCUCUGGGGAUUAAGCGAAAAACAGGAGCAGCAUGCACCGGCACGGGUGCCGGACACGCGUCCUGGCUCUGCAUUCGACAGGGCAUUCGAGGAAAUUGAGGUCCUCGACCUGACGGGGACCAGUUCCGUCAGCGACGAAGCGCCGGGGUACCCGUCUGGGGAUGCUUAUGUGGAGCCUGUCGGUGAACGCGUCCCCAGGGCCCAGUUGGUCGAAUGUGUCGACCUGCCCGUUAGCCCGCUCGAAGGCGACAGAGCCGCGCUGGACGACAUGAGGCAACCAGACUCAUCAGGCGAACCCGUCUCGAUCGAUUCUGACGACCGCGGCGGCGUUCGUAAUCCACUGGAAAUCGGGUACCGCUCGAGUCCCCGGAAGUCUCGUGGUGACGCUCAGACGUCUCGAAUGUGCCUCGACGGCCAGAAAGAUGGCGCGAGGAGGAAAGGGCAACCGCGGCCGCCUCCUAUGGUGGCGGUCCAGGUACAGAUACCUUCACGCCGUAAUUCCGUGCGGGUUGACUCCAGUCGAGCCUCGACGACUGUCGACAGUGAAGUUGCGGAUAGUGAAGAUGCGGACCGUGAUGACACCGGAGACAGCGACUCACUCAGCGGGGAAGACGAGAGCUACGCGUGUGCCGCGCCAUCGAAACGGCGCAGGAUAUCUACGCCUCCGAACCCGGCGAAAACCCAAGGUGCCGUAACCCGCCUCCUCGCUGCAACGAGUGUGAGGAAAGAAGCUCGCGUUGCGGAGGGUCCUCGCGGCUCCGGCGUCGCGUUCACAGAGGAGGAACUCAAGCUGGCGGCUGCCGUCACCUCUGCCGUGAUGGAGGUCGUGGCCAAGCACCGUAUGGGCCGCUCACUGGCCGACGUGAGUUUAGCUCGAGUUGCGACGAGCGCGACGGCGUGUGUAGAUGGCGCAGAGCGUGGGUCGAGUAAGGGGUGCGCGGACGCCGGUGGCGCCGUGUCUAGCAAGGGAAUGGAGGAGAGGAAGUGGAAGAGGGGUCGAUGGUCCAGGGACGAGGAUGCGCUCCUCCUACCUCUGGUCCGGGAGUGCCGUCCCUUGGCCGAAGUCGCCGUCGAGAGACUUUUUCCUCUAAGAAUCCCUUCGUCCGUGGAGAAGAGGUAUGCAGCCUUGCGAGAACAGGAGAAGAAAAAGGAGAGGGAGAAGGAGAGAGGGGGCAAGAAGCUCAACGACAAACGUUUUGGCUACCGCGUCAGCGGCAAGCCCCCUCAGCCCCGCACCCCGGCCCGUACCGCUGGCUUUAACAUCCGCGCCGUCCGCCCCGUUAAGGCCUACGGCCAGCUUAAACCCUGCCCCAGAGCCCGUUGA